AUGGAAUGGAUGAAAAAAUUGGGCUACGGAGGUGGAGCAACAGAAAUUGAGUUAGCCAAACAGAUCACAUCGUAUGGAGAGAUAUGUCCUGGACUUGAACAGUAUGCCAUUAAGAAGUUUGCUGAGGCAUUUGAAGCUAUUCCCCGGGCACUGGCGGAAAACUCUGGAGUUAAGGCCAAUGAAGUAAUCUCUAAACUUUAUUCAGUACAUCAAGAAGGAAAUAAAAAUGUUGGAUUAGAUAUUGAGGCUGAAGUUCCUGCUGUAAAGGACAUGUUGGAAUCUGGUGUUCUAGAUACUUACCUGGGAAAAUACUGGGCUAUCAAACUGGCUACUAAUGCUGCUAUCACUGUACUUAGAGUGGAUCAGAUCAUCAUGGCAAAACCAGCCGGUGGGCCCAAGCCUCCAAGUGGGAAGAAAGACUGGGAUGAUGACCAAAAUGACUGAAUGGCUAGAUUUUUACUGUAGGUGAAGGCUGUGUUUGUAGUAGUACUCUAGGAAUUGCCUGAUGUUUUCAUAUUCUCCUAAAUUAAGAAGUGUUUUGUGUAUCUUGUAUUCUCGGCUGGAUGAUACAAUAAACAUGUUGUUACUAUCAAAAAAAAAAAAAA
Messenger RNA from Balaenoptera acutorostrata (minke whale), 605 nucleotides. RefSeq names its product T-complex protein 1 subunit theta-like. The record is from RefSeq and is a predicted model, not a curated record. Lineage: Eukaryota; Metazoa; Chordata; Mammalia; Artiodactyla; Balaenopteridae. Gene Ontology annotation, cellular component: chaperonin-containing T-complex. Gene Ontology annotation, molecular function: ATP binding; ATP-dependent protein folding chaperone. Bases 1 to 444 code for a protein of 147 amino acids. The transcript has a single exon. Gene Ontology annotation, biological process: protein folding.